Puccinia triticina is the source of this 1485-nucleotide messenger RNA. RefSeq lists its product as uncharacterized. Gene Ontology annotation, biological process: protein dephosphorylation. NCBI's taxonomy places the organism in Eukaryota, Fungi, Basidiomycota, Pucciniomycetes, Pucciniales, Pucciniaceae. The record is from RefSeq and is a predicted model, not a curated record. Gene Ontology annotation, molecular function: protein tyrosine phosphatase activity. The transcript is spliced from 5 exons. The coding region runs from base 1 to 1485 and encodes 494 amino acids.
AUGGACAAGGCAAUAAUUCCCAAGAAUUCCCAAGCAGGGUCUCCAACUAGUGAAAGAAGUCACAAAAGGGUGCGCUUGGUUGCCAUCAACUCCUCUCCAGAAUCAUGCUCCCAACACUUGGAGAUCAAGCAAUUAGGCAGCCUAUCGGAUUCGGAAGCAAGGAUGAAAUGGCGUCCCAUACCAUCCUAUAGUCACGAAAAACUCAAGGAUGUCUUUUCGAUACUCCGGCUCAGGGGUAUCACGCGAGAUCAGGCGACCAAAGAGCCUGGAGGUCCUUAUGAUGCUGUUGUUGCUCAACAGGCUGUGAAUGCCCGCAAGAAUCGGUCGGUCUUCUCUUCUGUUCUCUUUUUUCCGUUUGUCAUUUUACUUGGCAAAAGUUCUAACCAUUAUACCUUGUCUUGUGCUUCUUCUGACUCUGGCCAACGGUUGAAAAUCGACGCGGACAUCCUUCCCUAUGAUGCCAACAGGUACCACCUUGACAAUCCAAUUCAGGAGAACGAUUAUAUCAAUGCCAGUUGGAUCUCCGAGCCUGCAUUCGAACUUCCAGACAGUCUUCUGUCACAGCUGCCUGAUUCACAACCUCCGCAACCUCAGACUUGGAUCGCUUCCCAAGGGCCUUUGGACAGGACGUGCUACGAGUUCUGGAGGAUCUUCCUCCACCCCGAUGUCGCUCGACGGCCAAAGGUCAUAAUCCAAUUGACAGCCUUUGAAGAGCGCUCGGCUGUAAAAUGUGCACGUUACAAACCGGACGAGGAGGAAAGCCCGCGCGAAUUUUCGCCGUAUCGUACAGUCAAGCCCGACCCAUCGCCCUCGAAUCCAAACCCGCGUUGGGACUGGGCGCCGCCUGACCAGGCCCAGAUGUCUGCCCUUGGCCGUAUCCAAGUCACCUUGCAAAGUAAACAGCUCGGCCCAGUCCCACGUGACGGUAGCGGCAGCUUCUAUCGGAAGAACAAGCUGCUGGUGGAGCUGCUUCCUGCUCAAGACGAACAAAAUCAGCAGGGAAUACAACCAAUCUUACAAAAGGCAAUAGUCACCCAUUACGAGUGCACCGGCUGGCACGACCAUGGCACGCCGGACUCAGUCGAGCCGAUCCUCGAGCUGAUCGACUCUGCCAAAGCUGAUUCCAAGAUCAGUGGCCCAGAAGACUCAGCCCAAAGCACCUCUCCAAUCCUUGUUCAUUGCUCCGCCGGCGUCGGCCGCACUGGCACCCUGAUCGCCAUCGCCAGCUGCAACGCCCAGCUUGCCCACCUUCGCAGCUACAACCUUCCUGACCAUGUCCUGCAGAACAUCAUUUCCCAUCUCGGUCCACCCCGCCUCGUUCUCGAACCCCGCAGAAUUCCUGCAUUGCCUGCCGAGCUUAAUGGUGAUCUUGUCGCACGUACCGUCGAUUUCCUUCGGGAACAAAGGGUUAUCAUGGUUCAAACCCCGGAACAGCUCGACUUCGUGUAUAAAGCAGUUGCACAUUUUUCAGCCUCUCUAUCUUGA